UUGUAAAAUUAUUUCAACCAUAUUUUAUUGCACUGAUUUAUAUCUGAUUGCUCCACCUACUUGUUUAAAAGUCCCAAAUUUUAAGUUUGUGUCUAGUAAAUGUGCAGUUUUGAUGUGAAAACUUGCUGUUGAUCUUUAAAUUUUAAUUUCUUAAUCUGAGAGAAAAAAAACAUGUUGUUUAUCAGACUACUGGCAGUAUUCCUCAUCCUCAUCACAAACACGUGGUUGCUUUUCCCGGUUCGCUCCGAUGCCCUCAACCGAUACAAGCGCUCUUUGGCCCGGCGGGCGGACACUGAGCUCUCCCGGCUAGCAGGUGAACCCUGCACCGUCUCCGGCGUCUCGCUGUCCCGACGCCAGCCAAGCUUUUCGGGUCAACACCGCCCUCCAGCGGCCAGCCCGAGGACUGCAACGAGUCGGAGAGCGGCGUACAGCGUCGCGAGCGCUCCAGAGGGCUGCGCCGGUGGGUGUCGGUUUGACGCUCCGGAGGAGAAGGGAAACUGGGGGGACGGAGAAAGCGGGGCGGUCAAAAAGGGGGGUGAAAAGUUUAUCAAGCGGCUCUACGAGAAGGACUCCGGAACCCGCGCGAGACCCUCAAACCAAAAAGAGCGGGGCGAGAGGCGCGAGCCCGCAGAGUUAGCAGGGCGCGCGCGCUCCAGGUUCGCCCGCAGCCUCGCGGGGAGGCUUCGCUCCGCCGGCGACGGAGGCAACUCCAGCUCGAGGAAAGUUUCCCUCCACGGCGGUGUCCUCCAGCGGGGAGAUGAAGACACGCAGUCCUCGAAUGACACCCAGCAGGAGGAGGCGGCGGAGGACUACUCCGGGGAGGUGGAGGAGGCGGACGCAGACAGCUGGGGAAACCCCGUGCCCACUGUCCCCCCGUCCUGGAUGACAGCUCUGUACUUCAACAGGCGGCAGGAGCAUCUCCAGGUCAAGCUGCGCCGGGGAGCUGACCUCCCGAAGGCGCAGUUCAGCCUGGAGCUGUGGGUGAAGCCGGAGGGCGGCCAGAGUAACCCGGCAGUCAUAGCAGGCGUCUUUGACAACUGUUCACAUUCACUCAACGAGAAGGGUUGGUCAGUUGGCAUUCGGACCAUGGAACCUGACGGCAACAAAGACGCCCGCUUUUACUUUACCCUUCGUACAGACCGAGCUGUGAAGUCCACCACUGUCUUUAGCCACCAGCGGUACAGGACGAAUGACUGGACUCACCUCAUGGCUACUUACAAUGGACACAACAUCACCUUGUAUGUUGAUGGUGCCAAGGUUGGAGAAAGUAGUCUUCAGUCAGGCGAUCUCUACAGUGACUUUAUGAAAACCUGCAGAACCUUGUUUCUUGGUAGUAAACCUUCUGAUCAAGGACACAGCUUCAGGGGCUACAUCGGAGGUGUGAUCUUGUGGGGUUACGCCCGCACCCAUGAGGAACUCCUGAAACGACCACUUCAGAUUGACCUGAAUGAGCCAGUGCUGGCCAUGUGGGCUGAUCUUACAAAUGUCAAACGACUUUGGACUCCAUAUAAAGUGGGCCUUCAUCCAAGUGUGGUUUCGACUCCUGUUCCUGAACAAGAGCUUGUGUCUUCCUUCCUGCCUCCACCUUGUGGCAUGACUCAGUGCGACAAUAUAGACAUCAUCUCCGGCUACAAUAACCACUGGCAGCUCCGUGCCCCCAAAAGAGUCCGCUACCGUGUUGUCAACCUCGCUAACGACGACGGCGGAAACCCAACGGUGAACCCCUUGCAGAUUCUGGUCCAGCAUCAGGCUCUGAACGAAGCCUUCCGGCCUUACAACAUCUCCUUGGAUCUGACCGUGCACACCGUGAAAAACACCAGCCUCCGGCGGCGCUUCAUCCUCAGCAACUGUCGAAUUGGAAAGAUCGGGAACCGCCAGUGCGAUCCCGAGUGUGACCAUCCAAGGACGGGUCACGAUGGAGGGGACUGCCACAGGGUGGGGCCCUGCUACAACUGGAGGAGGCAGGAUGGAGUUUGUGACAUGGAGUGCAACAGCAUUUAUUACGACUACGAUGAUGGAGACUGCUGUGAUCCAGAGAUCACAGAUGUCCUUAAGACCUGCUUUGAUCCGGAAUCUCCUGACAGAGCUUACAUGAGUGUGAAAGAGCUUAAAGAGGAAUUGAACCUGAGUGGGACGGACACGCUGAAUGUUUUCUUUGCCAGCAACUCAGUACGAGAAGAGCUGGCAGGAGCUGCAACAUGGCCUUGGGCAAAGGAGGCUUUAACCCAUCAAGGUGGUAUGGUCCUGAAUCCUUCCUAUUUUGGCACAAUGGGCCACCACAACACAAUGAUCCAUGAGAUGGGACACAUUUUUGGCUUGUACCAUGUUUUCAAAGGCGUGAGUGAGCGGGACUCAUGUGAUGAUCCAUGUCAGGAGACUACUCCUUCCAUGGAGACUGGAGAUCUGUGUGCUGACACUGCUCCAACUACUAAAUCUAAAGCCUGCCAUGACCCUGGAGCUGUCAAUGACUCGUGUGGAAUCAACACCUACAAAGACACCCCAUACAACAAUUACAUGAGCUACACAGAUGACAACUGCACCAACCACUUCACUCCAAAUCAAGUCGCCAGGAUGCACUGUUACCUUGACUUGGUAUACCAGAAGUGGCUGACAGAGCACCGGCCUUCCCCCAUCCCUGUCGCUCCAAUCGUGACCGACCAAAACGCCAAUUCUGUCUCCAUGUACUGGCUUCCACCUGUAAGAGGGCCGCUGUAUCAAAGCUCCUCAUUCCAUGAAUCUGGCAUCAGUUGUGGAGACUGUGAAAAAGAUGGCGUCUUCCACCAGUACGCCUACGAAGCGUCCUCGCCUCGCAUCUGUGAUACGUCCGGCUACUGGACCCCCGAGGAGGCGACUGGUCCACCUGAUGUGGAGCAGCCCUGUGAGCCCAGUUUGCAGGCCUGGAGUCCUGAGCUUAGUCUGUAUGAUACUAACUUGACGUCGUCGUGCCCUGACACAGAGGGCUGCACGCUCACUCUGAGAUUUCUGCAUCUCAUCGUUCCACAUGCACUCACGCUCUGGGUCACCUACAUCUCAUCUAACAACCCAGCCAUUGCCAACAUUGAGCUGAUUACAGAGACCGGAGAAAGCAUCAACCUCGGACCCCAACACGUCUUCUGCGACGUGCCCCUCACCAUGCGCCUCAACACCCACAAUGUUGCCAUAGAGGCCAUUAAACUCAGCACCUUCGAUGAGAAAAUGGAGAUCGAUGCAGUCAUGCUGUCUUCAGGCCCUGGGAGCCCUCUUUGCUCUGGUUGCCAGCCUCUGCUGUAUCGCGUACAGCGCCAGCCGCCUUUCACCAGCAAAUUCCAUUCACCUCAAACUCAGCAAACGUUCACAGACAGCUCUGUUAUACCUGGAGUCAAGUACAAGUAUGCAGUCCAGGUGGAAGCAGAAGGUCUCCUCAGUGAACCCUCGCCUCCUCUCAUAUACACUCACAGGCAGCCCUACUGUGGAGACGGGCGAGUCCAGGGGACGGAGGAGUGUGACGACAGCAACCUCUUAGAUGGUGAUGGGUGCACUAGGAAGUGCCAAAAGGAGCCAGGGUUUAACUGUAACGGUGAGCCCAGCCAGUGUUACAUCUUUGACGGCGAUGGUGUUUGUGAGGAGUUUGAGCAGGGCUCCAGCAUUCAGGACUGUGGCUUCUUCACACCUUUGGGGUACCUAGAUCAGUGGGCCACCGCUGCCAGCGCUUCUCACCAGGAUCCCAACCACUGCCCUGCCAGUGCAGUCACAGGAGAGCCAUCACUUACCAAGCUGUGCAGAUAUCAGCACCUGGAAGUGAGUGAGAGAUUGCCCCCGGAUACCUGGUUCCCAUGCACGGCUCAGUCCGACUCAAAUAAUGGCCUGGAACAUUCAUUUUGGCUGAAGGUUGGGUUUGCUCAUCCUGGAGUAGCAGCCUCUGUGAUGGUACACUUGGCUUCAGAUGGGUUAUUGCCAGGAGAGCAGUGCCGACCCACAGUCACCGUCCUCCUGUCUGAUGUUAAUGGCAAGAAUCACUCUCUAGGAACUCACGAAGUCUCAUGCCUUCGAAACCCUCUGGUGGUGAACGUGACGCACGACCUGACUCAACCCUUCUUCCUCACGUCUUCUGUCAUCCUCCUCUUUUCGUCUCCCUCUGUGGCUGUGAGAGGGGUGGCUCUGAGGACCUCCUGCCACUUCAGCACCUUCGCCCUGACCGGCUGUUUGCGGCAGCCAUGCCAACUGGAUACCUGCAGUCCUCCACAGAUAAAGCAUGCCUCUGUCAGGUGUACCGGAGGAGGGGAGGCUUCUCACUGCUCUGUUCAAUGUCACCAUGGUUACAGCAUCACUGUGCUCAAUAGAAAGGGGAACUCAUCCCACCAGAGAACGACAGAGCUGGAGUGUUUUCAUGGAUCGUGGGAUCGUAUGGUGACCUGUCAGCCAGUAGACUGUGGCUUCCCUGAUCAGUCUCAUGUCUACCACGCUAUAUUCAGCUGUCCUUGGGGAACAACUUUUGGCAAACAAUGUUCCUUCACCUGUGGGCCGCCUGCCAUUCUUCAAGGCGACAAUGACAGGUUGGUGUGUAUGGAAGACGGGCUGUGGUCUUUCCCAGAGGCCUACUGCAAGAUAGAGUGUCCAGAGGCUCCGAACAUACCCAACACCAAACUUCUUGCUAUGAACUGUCUGGCGUCAGGGCACAACGUUGGCUCCCUUUGCCACUACAGAUGCAAACCAGGCUUCUAUGUAUUAGGGAGCCUGAAAGAUGAGACACCAAGGAAGUUUUUCAAGCUGGAAUGCCUGGAGGGAGGCCAGUGGGAGGAAAACGGCUGCGAGCCGAUAUCCUGCCCGGCCCUGCCUGACGUAUUCCAGGGCAUGUACAGUUGCACCAAUGCCCUUUACUACAACACCCUCUGCACCCUGCAGUGCCCGGACGUCACAGAAAACACUGAAAUUCGCUGUAGUAAGGACGGUGAGUGGACGGCAGAGUUUACCAUGUGCUCCACACUCUGGGGGUCCUGUUCUGCACCGCCUGAUCUCAAUUCUGUGGAGUACAGCUGUGACCAGGGGAUGGAUAUCGGCGCGACGUGCUACCCAACAUGCAUUAUUGCUCAGGAUGUGGAUUUGUAUGACCCGGUAGUCCUGCCCAAUGGCACCACAGCUAACACUUUGAAAUAUUGGAUGCUGCCGACCAUAGUCCAGAGCAUAGUUUGCACCGGGAAGCUGAAGUGGUAUCCCAACCCUCACAACAUCCACUGCAUCCAGUCUUGUGAGCCUUUCGGAGGGGACGGCUGGUGCGACACCAACAACAACAGGGCGUACUGCCAGUAUGAUGGAGGGGACUGCUGUCCGUCCACACUCUCCACCAAGGAGGUCAUUCCGUUUGGGGUGGACUGCAGCGAGGAUGAGUGCGCUUGCCGUGAUCCAGAAGCAAAGGAGAACAAGAGCAAACUCUCCGACGGGAAGGGCGGAGCUUCAGCAGGAUCGCACUAAAACGCAGCGUGUGUUAAACGUAGUAUCAAACUGCACAAAAUAUACACGACAAACAAUAAAUGUUAACAUUUUGGAAUACAAAUUCAACUAAACCUAAACUUUGUACAAUCAAAUGUCAUUUCUAUUCUAUUGUAAGAUAUUUUUACUGUUAGAAUGUAUCAAAUAUGAGUCUUAAUGGUGUAAAACUUUGAUUUCUGCAUUCAGUCUAGCAACACAACACCCGCACACGGACAGAGCUUAGGUGCUGCUAAGUCGGAAAACGUUCCGCAGAUGAGAGCCAAACUGACUGCAGCUCCCUUUCCUCGGAAAUCCCGUCACAAUAACUCGAAUCACUAAAGCAGAAGCACUCAAGUACUUUUAUAGACCAGGUUUGUCGGGGGAGGAGCAGAAAACUGGGUGCCCCUCCCCCGACAAAUCCACUCUAUGCUUCUCAUAGGGUAGAUUUGUCGGUGGAGGGGCAGAAAACUAUGUGCACCUGCAAACUGUUCUCACACUGAAGACGACGGAGCAGAUGUUAAGAGCAGAGCCCCCCCUUCCAAUGAAUGUGACAGCAUUUUUCCAAAACCGCCUUCUAGCUUUGAAACGCCAACGUACCAAAGACAACCCCCACCAAGCCCAAAACAUUCAUCGUUUUCAAAGAGACGUCACUGUUGAAAAUGUAGGAGAACACAUCUGUAAAAACUAACAUAUAUAGAUAAUAUAUUUGGAUCAUCUAACAUAUAUUCUGCAGUAUCUACAAGUUAAAUAUGUUAUUUCUCUCACUGAAAAACAAGCACUGGGCUUUUCAGAUGAACUGUGUUUUCCUCAGAAUAAAAUCUAAAUUAUUAUUAGUGAUGAAAUCUAAGAUGAACUUUUAAUCAACUCAUGCCAAAGGUUAAGUCCCCUCGUAUGUUUGAACCAAAAUUGUGUGCAGAAAAGUUGAGACUUAAGAGUCCAAUAGCCAGAAAAAAAGAAGUACCCCCCACACCUAUCCAUGACUGUAUAGCAUUUAAAGAAGGUAUUAUCCUGUUCUAUGUGAUAUCUUACUGUUCUUUAUAUUACAUGAAAUAAAUAUGUACUUUAUAUAGAA
Oryzias melastigma (Indian medaka) is the source of this 6517-nucleotide messenger RNA. It is a transcript of the gene pappa2, whose product is annotated as pappalysin 2. The transcript has 27 exons. Gene Ontology annotation, molecular function: metallopeptidase activity. The coding region runs from base 172 to 5448 and encodes 1758 amino acids. The record is from RefSeq and is a predicted model, not a curated record. NCBI's taxonomy places the organism in Eukaryota, Metazoa, Chordata, Actinopteri, Beloniformes, Adrianichthyidae.